AUGCAUGACUGGCACCAGAUUUUUGACCAAAACGUGUUGGUCCCUCCCCACCCACAGCGACUGCGCCAGCCCUUGAAGGAAUCGACGGCAUUUCAGUGUGUCCUGAAGUGGCUCGAUGGGCCGCUAAUUAAGCAGGGAGUGCUGGAGGUGCUGGCGGAGGUGCGGUGCCAUCUUCGCGUGUCUCUCUUCGAUGUCACCUACCGACACUUCUUCGGGAGGACAUGGAAGUCCACAGCGAGGCCCGUGGAGCCACCCUCCAGGCAGCCGUCUAGGGUUGUCUUCAACGAGCCCUUGUAUUUCCACACGUCCUUGAACCACCCGAACAUCGUGGCGGUGGUGGAAGCCGUGGCCGAAGGCAGGAAGCGGGAUGGGACCCUCCAGGCUCUGUCGUGCGGGUUUGGAAUCCUUCGGCUCUUCAGCAGCAAGCCAGAGUCCCCCACGUCUGCCUCCCAGGACAAACGGCUGAGGCUGUAUCACGGCACCCCCAGAGCUCUGCUGCACCCGCUGCUGCAGGACCCCAUAGAGCAAAACAAGCACCUGACGGUGAUCGAGAACUGCGGCCUGCAGUGCACCCUGCGGCCACACCCGGCCCUGGAGCCCGCCUUCCACCUCCUGCCUGAGAACCUUCUGGUGUCUGGGCUGCAGCACAUACCUGGCCUCCUUCCUGCUCCCGGGGACGCGGGUGACGCACUCCGGAAGCCCCGCCUGCAGAGGUCGGUCACGUGGUACUUGGACGAUGUCUUCAUCACGCUGUACCCUUCCCUUGAGAAAUUCGAGGAGGAGCUCCUGGAACUCCUUACCAGCGACCACUUCCGGGAGGCGGACGGCCCACUGGACGGCAGUGCUCUGGAGAUUGCGGAGCGGCGUCUGUGUGUCGGCGUGCACAACGGCCUGGGCUUCGUGCACAGGCCACAGGUCAUGGUCCUGGUGCCCGAGCGGGAGGUGGCCUUGACACGCUCUGCCAGCUUCAGCAGGAAAGUCGGCUCCUCUUCCAAGGCCAGCUCCGGAAGCCAGGCGCUAGUUUUGAGAAGCCGCCUCCGACUGCCUGAGAUGGUCCGUCACCCUGCGUUCGCCAUCGUCUUCCAGCUGGAGUACGUGCUGAGCAGCCCGUCGGGCGUGGACGGCAACGCGGCUUCUGUCAGCUCCUUGGCCAGCCUGGCGUGCAUGCGCACGGUUCGCUGGGCCGUCUGGCAGCCUGCGCCAGAGGCCGGCAACGGGAGCAUGGCGCUGCCUCUGCAGGGCGGGAUCCGGCCCAACCCCUUGCGCUGCCUGGUCUACAAGGUGCCCCCAGCCAGCCUGAGCUCCGAAGAGGUGAAGCAGCUGGAGUCGGGGACAGUCCACUUCCAGUACUCUCUGAGCCCUGACGGACACCUGGACGCACCCACAGGGCACCCCCGGGUGGAGCGGCGGCCCUCCAAGGGGACAGCCACGUCCCCUUCAAGCCCGCCCGUGCCUCCGCCCCAGGGCCUCGCCACCUCGCAGGACUCGCCCGUGGGACCGGGGCUGUCGCUGUCCCAGCUGGCAGUGUCCCCGCGCUCUCCGACUCCUCGCCCCUCGGCCCGGCCCUCCUCCCGGCAGCCCGGCGGCGCCGCGCCCUCGCAGGCCCAGGAGUUCCCCUUGGAGGGCGGCAUCUCCCACCUGGAGGCUGACCUGAGCCAGACGCCCCUGGCCCCGGGCCCGUGCGUGGCCGAGCGGUUGCAGGAGCUACCCUUCGCACCGGUGCAUGCCCCUGUCGUCGUGGGGGCCCAGAUGAGGAGCUCUGGCAGGACACUCUCGAGAGCCGCGCUGGCGCUCCUGCAGGGCUCGGGCUUCCCUGAGAUCCUGGAUGCCAACAAGCAGCCCGUCGAGGCUGUGAACCCUACAGACCCCGUGAAGUUCAGCCCUCAGAAGGAAGAGUCCGACCGCCUGCAGAGCAACGAGAUAGUGCUGCAGUUCCUCGCCCUCAGCAGGGCGCCCGAGGACGACCAGGGAACACCGUGGCCAAACACCGUGUAUUUCACCUUCCAGUUCUACCGCUUCCCACCCACGACAACCCCGCGGCUGCGGCUGUCCCGGCUGGAUGAGACGGGGGAGUCCCUCCCGGGCCCCUUGUCACACAUCCUCGUUCCCAUCGACAAGGACGGCUCCUUUGAUGCUGGGUCCCCCGGCUUCCGGCUGAGCUACCUGGUGGGCCCGGGGCUCCUGAGGCCUGGGGAGCAGCGCUGGUUCGCCCGCUACCUGGCCCUGCAGACCUUGCAGCUCGACGUCUGGGAUGGGGACUCCCUGCUCCUCAUCGGGUCGGUGGCCGUCCAGAUGAAGCACCUCCUGCGCCAGGGGCGGCCAGCUGUGCAGGUCUCUCACGAGCUCGAGGUCGUGGCGACUGAAUACGAGCAGGACGCGAUGGUGAUGAGCGGAGACGUGGCGGGGCUUGGCGGCAUCAAGCCGAUCGGCAUCCGCACGGUGGUGAAGGGGUGGCUGCACCUGACCUUGGCCAAUGUGGGCCACUUGUGUGAACAGAGGGGGAGAAGUUCCAGCGUGUUGCCGCCCUCCAGGUCGCGGGUCAUCUCGAAUGACGGAGCCGGCUGCUUCGAGGGAGGCAGCCUCCUCACGCGUGGGGGCCCGAGACGUGAAAACGUGGUCCAGGCACAGAAGCUGGCGGACGUGGACAGCGAGCUGGCGGCCAUGCUCUUCGCCCCGACAAGGCCGGGCGGCAGGGGGCCCCAGGGCGCCGGGCAGGAGGGGGACGCUGUGCGCAGGCGCAAGCUGGAGCGGAUGCGGACGGUGCGUCUGCAGGAGGCGGGGGGCGAGCGCGGCGGCUGGAGGACCGGCGUGCUGGUGAGCCCCUCCCCUCGCGACGUCCGCGCACAGCACGCACGGGACCUGCAGGUCAUUGCCGCCUACCGGGAGCGCACGAAGGCCCAGAGCAUCGCCAGUGCGCUCAGCCUGGCCAUCACCACGGAGCACACCAUCCACACCACGCUGGGCACGGCCGAGUUCUUCGAGUUCGCGCUCAGGAACCCCCACAACACGCCGCAGACUGUGACCAUCGAGGUGGACAGCCCCGAGCUCAGCCUCAUCCUGGACAGCCGGGAGUGGAGGCACUUCAAGGAGGCCGCCGGCCUGCUCACGCCCCUGGAGGAGGACAUGUUCCGCCUGCGGGGCAGCCUCGCGCCCCAGCUCUUCCUGCGCCCCUGGGAGACCGCCCACAUCCCCUUCAAGUACCAGACCUUCUCCGUGGCGCAGGUGGGCUGCGAGGGGCUGGCCCCUGCUGACCUGGGAUCGGAGAAGGACCCCGACCCCGGAUCGCCUGGGAAGCCCAGCACGAUGCCCACCAGACACGCCAAGGUGCUGUUCCGGGCGGCCGGCGGCCAGCCCAUGGCUGUGCUCCGCCUGGCGGUGCAGCCCCAGCCGCACGUGGUGGACCAGGUCUUCCGCUUCUACCACCCCGAGCUCACCUUCCUGAAGAAGGCCAUCCGCCUGCCCCCCCGGCACACGCCCCCAGGCGCCCCCGUGGGGAUGCCUGGCGAGGAGCCCCCGGUGCACGUCCGCUGUAGCGACCCGAGUGUCAUCUGUGAGACCCAGAAGGCGGGCCCCGGGGAGCCGAGGGACGUGUUCCUGAAGGUGGCUAGUGGUCCGAGCCCAGAGACCAAAGACUUCUCUGUCACCAUUUACACGGACCGCUGGCUGGCCACGCCCGCCCACAUAUGGCAGGUGCACCUGCACUCCCUGAAGCGCGUGGACGUCUCCUGUGUCACAGGCCAGCGGACCCGCCUGUCCCUGGUCCUUCGGGGGACACAGGUGGUCCGGCAAGUGAGAGCCUUCACCUCGCACCCCGAGGAGCUGUCGACGGACCCCGGAGGCGUCUUCACGCUGCCGCCGCACGGGGUACAGGACCUGCACGUGGGCGUGCGGCCCCGCAGGGCAGGCGGCCGCUUCGUCCACCUCAACGUGGUCGACGUGGACUCCCACCAGCUGGUGGCCUCGUGGCUCGUGUGCCUCUCCUGCCGCCCGCCCCUCAUCUCCAAGGCCUUUGAGAUCACCAUGGCCGCAGGGCAGGGCCAGGGCGCCCACAAGCAGAUCACCUACACCAACCCCUACCCCUUCCGCCGGACCUACCACCUGCACAGCGACCACCCCGGCCUGCUGCAGUUCAAGGAGGACACCUUCCAGGUGGGGGGCGGAGAGACCUACACCAUCGGCCUGCGGUUUGUGCCCCGGCGGAGGGCAGGGCAGGAGGACAUCCUGAUCCACGUCAAUGACCACGAAGACAAGAGCGAGGAGACCUUCUGCGUGAGGGUCGUCUACCAGUAG
Messenger RNA from Pteronotus mesoamericanus, 4290 nucleotides. RefSeq names its product nephrocystin 4 (gene NPHP4). Gene Ontology annotation, biological process: protein localization to ciliary transition zone; negative regulation of canonical Wnt signaling pathway. NCBI's taxonomy places the organism in Eukaryota, Metazoa, Chordata, Mammalia, Chiroptera, Mormoopidae. Gene Ontology annotation, cellular component: ciliary transition zone; ciliary basal body; non-motile cilium. Bases 1 to 4290 code for a protein of 1429 amino acids. The record is from RefSeq and is a predicted model, not a curated record. The transcript is spliced from 29 exons.